This is a messenger RNA of Eptesicus fuscus (big brown bat), 1399 nucleotides long. Its product is annotated as procathepsin L. NCBI's taxonomy places the organism in Eukaryota, Metazoa, Chordata, Mammalia, Chiroptera, Vespertilionidae. Gene Ontology annotation, biological process: immune response. The transcript has 8 exons. Gene Ontology annotation, cellular component: lysosome. Gene Ontology annotation, molecular function: cysteine-type endopeptidase activity. The record is from RefSeq and is a predicted model, not a curated record. The coding region runs from base 102 to 1106 and encodes 334 amino acids.
GGGGCGAUUGGGCUAGAGCCACGGGCCCGUCGACCUUGGAGGAGUACCGUGCGCCCGUGGAGUGCGGCCUCCCAGCUGUGGCCGCCGCAGGUUUUUGAAACAUGAAUCCUUCACUCCUCCUGACUGCCCUUUGCUUGGGAAUAGCCUCAGCUACUCCAAAACUUGAUCCAAAUUUGGAUGCACAGUGGUACGAGUGGAAGGCAACACACAGGAGACUCUAUGGCGUGAAUGAAGAGGGAUGGAGGAGAGCGGUGUGGGAGAAGAAUAUGAAAAUGAUCCAACUGCACAAUCGGGAAUACAGCCUAAGGAAACAAGGCUUCACCAUGGCAAUGAAUGCCUUUGGCGACAUGACCAAUGAAGAAUUCAGGCAGGUGAUGAAUGGCUUUCAAAACCAGAAGCAACGGAAUGGGAAGGUAUUCCGAGAACCUCUCUUUGCUCAGAUCCCCUCAUCUGUGGAUUGGCGAGAGAAAGGCUAUGUAACUCCUGUGAAGAACCAGGGUCAGUGUGGUUCUUGUUGGGCUUUUAGUGCAACUGGUUCCCUUGAAGGACAGAUGUUCCGGAAAACUGGCAAACUUGUCUCGCUGAGUGAGCAGAACCUGGUGGACUGCUCUCGCGCUCAGGGCAAUGAGGGCUGCAAUGGUGGCCUAAUGGAUAAUGCCUUCCAGUAUGUCAAGGACAACAAAGGCCUGGACACAGAGGAAUCCUAUCCAUAUCUCGCAAGGGAAUCAAAUACCUGCAACUAUAAACCCGAGUAUUCUGCUGCCAACGACACUGGCUUUGUGGAUAUCCCUCAGCGUGAGAAGGCCCUUCUGAAGGCAGUGGCAACUGUGGGGCCCAUCUCUGUUGCUAUAGACGCAGGCCAUUCAUCGUUCCAGUUCUAUAAUGAAGGCAUCUAUUAUGAACCCAACUGCAGCAGCAAAGACCUGGAUCACGGUGUUCUGGUGGUUGGCUAUGGCUCUGAAGGAGGAGAAUCAAAGAACAAUAAGUUUUGGAUUGUCAAGAACAGCUGGGGUUCAGGAUGGGGCAUGAAUGGCUACGUAAAAAUGGCCAGAGACCAGAGCAACCACUGUGGAAUCGCCACGGCAGCCAGCUAUCCUACUGUGUGAGCUAAUGCGUAGUGAUAAUAGAAGCCUUGAGGACGGCACAUCCAGAGGAAUUUUAUCUUUAAACUGAUCAGACCUUUAUUGUGAAAGAUAAGAAACUUGAAUCAUUAAGGAUCCAAGUUGUGAUGUGAAUUCUGUGACAUUUUUAUAAGGGUAAAAUGUUACCAGUACUUUAAUUACUGUUAUAAAUAGCUUUAUAAUAUUGAGACUCAUUGCUUAAUUCUAAGACUUUUGAAUUUUCAUUUUUUAAAAGGAUAUAUAAAACUUUACCUUUUAAAAUAAAUUUUAAUCCAAUA